Vitrella brassicaformis is the source of this 4257-nucleotide messenger RNA. The record is from the annotation of a GenBank genome assembly. Lineage: Eukaryota; Vitrellaceae.
CGGACGGCUUCGGCAGCAUUGGGACCGGUCUGAUUUUCGUGCUCUUCUGCAGUUUCUUCAGCAUUGGGGUGCUCCAUCUGUGCUGGUCGAAGCUCGGCAACAAGUCCUUCUUCAACAUCGGAGUCAAGCCCGAAGCGUUUCUGUCGCUCGAGCUACUGGCGCUGGUCGGCUAUGUGCCCAUGCUCGUACUGCAGGUCAGACGAUGCAGAGACCGCACAAGACCCGUCAUCCAUCCAUCCAUCCAUCCAUCUGUUGCCUACUCUUUCUCCUUUAGCUUCUGACGGUCUUUAUGAGCGGCGGCGAUGGCGAGGUGGCUGAUGCGGUUCCCGCCGCGACCAUGGCGGCCAUUUUGCUGGCGGUCGUCAACAUUGCUGGGGUGCUGAUACGCUUCGUGCGGGGGCGGUGCGGCAAUCGUGCGUGAGCAUGACCAUGCCGACCGACCGACCGACGUGAGUGAGCGAGCGAGUGCAGAUAGUCUCUGUUGCGUUACGUGCAUUCACUCACGAGUGUGGGACUUUUUUUGCGACACGGAUGCAUCGUACCGUGGACGGACUGGUGUGUGUGUUUUGCUGAGAGUGUGAGAGGGAGGCUUCCAGAAAAGUUGAUGAAUUUUUCGAGCCCUGCCUCCCUCCCUGCCGGCCCUGCCUGCCUGCGUUUGUCUCCGACCCCGUCUGUGUGGCGUUUGUGCCUCUCGGUUGCAUGGCAUGCAGUUGUUGUCAUGCCCCCAUAAUCCACCUGGUUGAUCCUUUUCCUUUCUUCGUUCGUUUGGCUGUGUGAGGUAUCGAUGUGUGUCUGUGUUUCUGUCUGUCUGUCUGUCUGUCUGUGUUCCUGAGUGCGAGAGUGUGAGAGUGGGUGUGAGCGUGUGUGAUCCGCGCGUUUUGGGAUGAUGAUUAUGGGUGGGGUGGGGGUCCCACGAACACGUGUAUGCGAUCUGACUUUAAAGGGACGGCUGCAUGUCCGGAUGUACUCCGUAAUACACGAUUUAUAACGGUAUGCUAUGCUUGUUUGGAUGUUUUAUCGCGUUAAUGGCUCUCUCGCUCUGUCUGUCUGUCUGCCUGUCUGUCUGUCUGUCUGGUGGCACUGUCCGCUGUGUGUGUGCGCCAUACGUUCCCGCGACCGGUGUGUGUGUGUGGAGGGGGGGACGUGUGUGUUGUUGUGCUGCAUUGUGUUGGCUGCCAUGUAGCUGUGGGUGCGGCGGCAGUGUCGUUCCGGUGACAGAACAGGGAGGGCAGGCCUAGCAGCAGCAGCAGCAGGGCGGGGAGGGGAAGGGAAGGGAAGGGUGCUGACGACAGGGGAUCACGACAGUGACUGACUUGGGAGGGAGGUGAUGACAUGCAGUGCUGUCUGUGUCUGUCCGUCCGUCUGUCUGUCCGCCUGCGUUAGUCUCUUUUUGCAUGAGCUCCUGUUGUGCAAGGGUGUACAUCGCAGUGAAGAAAGAAAGUGUGGGGGGUUGGCUGGGUGCAGUGCUUGGUCGCGUCCUAUGUCCUCUCCCUUUCCCUUCUUGCUUCUCCUCAGCUGAGUGUGUGGUCGUCAUACGUAUGUGUGUCCGUCCGUCCGUCCGUCCGUCAGUAUGUUCACUAUCUCGCUGUAUGUCUUGUUGGCGGUUCUGGGUGUGUCUGUCUGUUUUUCUCUCUGUCUCUCUCGCUGCGUCUUCUCACUGAUCUCCUAAGGGGCUCUCUCUCGAAGACAGAAAGAGGAGCAAGUAGCGCAUCGCUUGCAUGUGUGUGUGGACGAGUGAGGGAAAGGUCUUGCACAGAACCAUUUACAGCAUUUGUAAACGGAUUCAUACGGAGGCUUUCGGCCUUCUUCAGUGCUGUCUGGGCGGCCAUUUCAUCGUUCAUAUGGCCCAACCUCAAACAACUGACCAUUCCUCAGCUCAUCAAGCACCUUUCGAGCCGGUUCUCCUUAAGCAAGAUCAAUGUCCUUGGGGAGCUUCAGCGACGGGUCGAGAAGGACGGCGAGGCGGCCCUCGACGCCAUUAGUGAUGUGUCGGUGCUCGUUGGUCUUCUCAGCAGCCAUUGGCAUUCGACAGCCAUCGAGGCGGCCAAAUUUCUGGCCGCCAUGGCAUCCAUAUCUGCUGACGCCGCCGUUGAGGCCGCUGUCGUGCCCGCACUCCAGCAGCUGCUCUCGUCCCCGCAUCUCGAUGUGCGCGUCUACGUGACGAGCGCCCUCUGCAGCAUCGCAACCUCACGGCGGCAAAGGGUGGUGGUGGGCGUCAGCAUGACCUCUCUGCUCGGCGUCAUGGCCGACGGACUCAAAAGGGGCGAUGCAGCCAUCCAGCUGGAGGCCGCCACGGCAGUCCGCAAGCUGCAUGUAAUCGAAGGGCGGCCCAUCCAGGAGGCCGUCGAUGCGGCUGUCAUUGAACCACUCGUGGGGUUGCUCAGUGACUCGAGCCGCCCGACCCUCCAACGUGAAGCGGCGUGGGCGCUGACCAACAUCGCGUCGGGCACAUCAGAGCAGACCCAGGCCAUCAUUGAUGCGGGUGGCAUCCCGCCCCUCAUCCAGCUGCUGUCGUCCCCUGACUAUGGUGCGCGCCGCCAGGCCGUGUGGGCACUGGGCAACAUCGCAGUCGGUGGGUCAGCUGCUUGUGAUUUGGUGCUGGCAGCGGGCGUCAUGGAGCCGCUGCUCAAGGUGCUUCGCAAGAGCACGAAGGUGUCAAUGCUGCGCAGCGCCAGCCGGACGCUCGCGAACCUGUGCAGUAGACAGCCCCUGCCCCCCUUCGAGUUGGUGUCGCCAGCGGUGCCGGUGGUCGCAGAGCUCAUCAAGAGGCCUGACCAGGACGCUAGGGUGCUCAGACAGGGGUGCCUCGCGCUGUCGUACUUGACUGAAGAGGGGAGCGAUGAGGGCAUCGAGGCGGUGGUCGGCAGUGGUGUAUGCGGUCGUCUGGUAGAGCUGAUGGGGGGGCAUGACAGCCACACGGUCCGGAGGCAUGCACUAUGUGCUUUCGGAAAGAUCGUGGCGGGUACACAAACACACGGAAGGCUGGGUUGACGAGACAGAUUUGGAUGACUUGUUGGUGGCUGUUCUGAUGUUGGGGUGUCUGUGUGUGAGUGCUGUCAGGCAAUGAAGUGCACACACAGGAGAUGGUUGACUGCGGUGCCAUUCCUUCCUUGAAGGCGUUGCUGUCGUCACCAAGGCGGAACGUCCGCAAGGAAGCAUCGCGGGCGAUCUCCAACAUCAUGGCUGGUGGGUGCUUGGGGCCACUGGAGGGCACACAAACAACACAGUGGGAACAAUGGCGUCUCUUUGUCUGAUUAGGUAAUCGCGAGCAGCGUCAGGCGGUCAUCGACUCUGGUGUGGUGCCGCAAGUGAUCAUCAUGGCCACAACUGAUGUGCCGAGCGUUCAGGAAGAGGCACUGUGCGUCAUCAUCAACGGAGUGGGACUAGGAUCGCAGGCUCAGGUAGACGAGAUCCGAUGCAGCUUACAUUAUCCUGCAUUGCUGCUGUGUCCGUCUCGGCGUUGUGGUUCAGGUUGAGUAUUUGGUUGGGUGUGGGUGUGUCGGGCCGCUGUGUGAUCUGUUGGUAGACGGAACUGAGGUCGCCAUACUCGGUGGGGCACUCGUUGCAAUCCACAACUUCCUAUGGUACCGUUUCUGUCACAACACGACACAUUGAUGCCGUGACAAUGAAUCGUCCCCGUGUGGGCGGUUCUGUUCUAAGCAGCACGGGUGAGGAGGUGCAGGCGCGCGACGGCCUCCCACAGAGCCCCUACCGCAAUCUGAUACAAGAGGUGAGUCACACACAGGCGAUAGAGAGAGCCGGAACCAUCUGCUUGUCGGCCUGUCGUGUGUGCAGGCUGACGGUCAGAACAGAACUUCGCAGCUGGCCCACCAUCCCGACGGAGACAUUCGGAAUCGGGUCGGUCCGCGUGAAGGUAGGGUGUCUCUCUCCCCACACGUGUGAUUUCUGUGCUGUGCUGUGCUGUGUUGUGCUGGUUCAGUCGAGGGCCAUUCUCGCCACUCACUGGGACAUCAUGGUCGACAUCGACAGUGACACCGACGCAGGCUCAGAUGGCACCGACAGCACCACCACUUGUAGUGACGAGACGCUAUCAGAGGACAGCGUCGAGUGAUGGAGACCGAAAGGGGUAGAGGGGAGAGGGAUGUCUGUGCAGAUGGUUGGCUGCCGGGCCGGGUGUAUGGUGUAUGGUGCUGUGAUUUCUGCCGUGGGGAGGGAGACAGGGAGACACACAGACGGAAUGACAGCUGUACAGGUGGACGCAUACAAAACGUACUACAAGUAACGGCAUAUCCUGGC